GCGCGCGCCUGGUUCCGUCUCUGGUCGUCUUGCGUUCCCUGCCUCCCCCUCUCUCCCCUGUUUCAAGGGACCUCACUCCCUUCUUCCAACAAGCUCGUUUUCCUCUCCGUAUGUUUCCCAUGCAAGAAGCUCAGAUUCCGAGAUUUUUGGGCUUGUUCUUCCCACCUUGGAUCGCUGGAUCUCCGAUCGGAGCACCAUCGGCGUAGAGAUCGUGCGAGGUUCUGCUCGGGCUUAGGGUUUCUUCGAUGGAGGAGAUCGUCCGCUUCAAGCUGAACGACAUGAAUCCAAACAAGAUGGAUGCCGUCAAUCCGUCUAAGGACCUGGCUCCUUUCACCUACACCAGAGGCGAAACCGGCGCUUUCCUCUUCGACGAAGACGAGCUUCGAGAGAUGGAGGACGAGGAAACCGAUGAGAUGAGCACCGAUGAAAGGGGUCUCGCCGAGGCCAUCUGGAACGACGACGGUGUUGAGUUCGUCUUUCUGGCCAAGACCAUCUUUGACAAGGCCUUGACUAAAGCCGAUCCGAACGACGACAACGCCAGAGAUGAAGAAACCCUGAACCCUAGCUAUGCUGCCAGACUCCUUCAUCUGGCUUGCAAGCUCGACUCGGUGGAAUGCGCUCGAGUCCUCAUCGAAGGGGACACCGGAACGGCUGUCAAUAUCAACGAAAUGGAUGGAUUCGGGCGGACUCCCCUCCAGAACGCGGCGGAGAUGCACUCUGCCAAGUGCAUCGAGCUGCUCCUCCGACAGAACGCGAGGACGGAUCUCAGAUCCAAGGACGGGAGCUCCUGUCUCGCCCUCGAGAUCGCCUUGUCCAGCAAAAGGAUGCAGGUCGAUUGGUCCCCGUGCGAUUCAGUCGAAGAGCUGCUGACUCUUCUGAGAGAAAGGGAUUUCACAGCCAUCAGGUUGCUGGCUGAGAGAACUAGGGAAGUUGCUGAAAUAGCGUAUGCGAAUGCCAUGGCGGGACGAGUCACGGCGCUGGCGGUGCUGCUUCUUGUUGCCGCGGAUAAAUUUACCGCGCCGGUGACGGUACGCGGGGAAGGUGGUUUUAGCGGGAGGAGCUAUAGGACGGUCUACGAUUCGGUGUUAGGAGAGGCUUUAACGCUGGGGGAGACGACGAAAGCGGCGAGUUCGGGGAGACAACUCGGUGGGAACCGGCUCGUGGAUGGUUGGGAGUCCACUCAGAGCUGUCGCGAGAAGCGAAAGGCUUUGCUCCGGGAGAUCGAGCUUCUUCACGUGUUCGGCGACGCUCAUCGGGGCAGUCCAAGCGACAAAAAAGCCGUGGCGCCACUGCUUCGUGCGUGCCAGGCCGGAGAUGAGGCCGUUAUCAAUCUGCUCCUCGAGGAGAAUCCAGACAUGAAUGAAACUGAUCUCGACGGGAAUUCCUCGCUUCACUGGUGCCUCAGAGUUGGUUCUAGUUCGCAGGAUCCAAGGAUUUUAUGGCUCCUGCUGAAGCACGGUGCCAGAGUAUCACACCGGAACAAAUUAGGACUGACACCGGUUCAUGUUGCCGCUGCUAAGGGCAAUUACCAGGCACUUCAGAUACUACUGCUUCACGCUCCAGAAUGCGUAGAUCUUGCCUCUGAGACGAAAGAAACACCACUAUUUUUUGCUGUGAGAAACGGGUUCAUUGAUUGCGCACAGCUCCUCUUGCGUUUUGGCGCCAACAGCCAGGCCUUCAAUCUUCGAAGGGAAAGACCUAUAGACAUGGCCAAGUCACGAGACAUGCACUUCAUUCUAAGCCCCACCAGUCGAGGAUUCCGGAAACCUUCCAGCCUCACGAAUGAAAAUGUUCUUUCUCCAGAUGAAUUUGUGAUGCAUGAAGAGAUGUAUGAAUUAGAAGUCAAGGAUGAAGCUGCAGCCACCGAAAGCAGACCAAGCUCCGGUCACUCUCAGCCGAAAACAGGGAUUUGCCGGUACCAUGAAUCUCAAGGUGGGUGUGUUAGAGGUGCCAAAUGCUACUAUGCCCAUGGGGAGGGUGAGCUUAAAGGAGUCGUGUGCUGCUCGCACGGACUCAAGCAGGCUCCCUUUAAGUUUGUAACCAAGCUACCAAAGGACUUCCGUCGGAAGGUUUUCAUAGGGGGUCUCCCGCCCUCUGUUGACUCAGACUAUCUCAAGGAAUUCUUUGCUGCGGAGUUCGGACCUGUAGAGGAGGCUGUCGUCAUUGGCAUGCAGGCAGGUGACCAGGUGCAGUCCAGAGGGUUUGGUUUCGUCACCUUCAGACAAGAGGCAACAGUGGCAGCUGCAUUAGAAACCCACUUUGUCACCAUCUUUGGCAAGAAGGUUGAGAUCAAAGGUGCUGUUGCUAAAACAACCAUACCAAAAGAGUCUUCCAAAACCCCUUCUUUGCAACUGCAGCUCCUUCAGGACCAUGAUAUGAGGAAUACAAAGUCAGCAUCGUGGGAAGAGAGGCUACCAUCUAGUUCGCCAAAAAACGAAGCGACUGAUCAACAAAUGGCAAAGCCAGAUGCCCAACUGUCUGAUCAAAACCUUCCUCCAUGGUUGUCAAAGUUCAGGAAGUGGCUACCAGUUUUCCUCAAGGAGGCAUCUAGGCGUCUGGGGGAAGGAGAAUGGUAUCCUCUAUCCUCCCUGAAGGGGGACUUCAGGGCAACUUGUGGGAUGGAGCUCGACCAUGCCUCACUUGGCUUCCUGAAGCUCAGCGACUUCAUGCGUGCUCUCCCAGGUAUUUGCAGGAUGAGGGUGGUGCCCGUAGGCGCUGGCCCUGCGACUCACAUGGUUCUCCUCCCAUCUUUCUCUCGGCCCCACCACGAGCUGCUCUCACCUUCAGCCCAGCUGCAGCAGCCCCUCCUAGUCACAGAUACACAGGUGUCCCCUAGAGUUCACCAUCCGCCACUGAACUUAGCUGAGCUCCCAAAUUCCCCUUCCAUCUCUGAAUUCAGUGAGGACGCGACUUGGCUCAUGGAAAGCCAGCCAUUGGAGAAGGAUUGUAUUGACAGUAUAGGCUCUGAUGAGAGAGGUGCUAACAUUUCUGGGAGGGAUCUCUUUGAUCCAGGAUUCCUAAGGCCAGGAUACACGAGCUCAUCCAAUGUAGAGUAUAUGAUUCGGAUACCACCAAAGGGUGGCCGGGUACCACCAAUUCAGUUACCAAAUUUGAGCCCCGGUAGCAGUGACACACCCUUCACUACUUACUUUCAGAGACAGUGGGACCAUGGUUUGCUUGAACGCGGUUUCUGUGUUGUCUGCCAAUCCCGGGAAGGCUCCUUGGCGCUUGUGCCCUGCCUUCACAAGGCAUGUGAAGCUUGCAUGGCGACGCGUACCCCUAGAACAUGUGUGAUUUGCAAUGCUGUUGUGCGUGGGUUCGAGCCUUGCGCCCAUCCUGGCAUCAACCUAUGCAAGCAUCCGCCAUCAGACCCAGACUACCCACCUCUGCAGAGAAUGGGUGGAAGAAGUCCAUCUCUCCACCACAGCUUGGUGCCAACUCCCUCAAGCCUCAGAGCAAGGCCAACUGCUGGAGUCUCCACGUGCCAAUUCAAAUUUGCUUGCCAAGGGGCCAAGGCAACGGUUACCUGCUUACCAUGCGCAGAUCGUAUUGCAUGCCGCCGGUGUGUACCAGACCUAAAGACGGUGCCGAAAACAUGUGCUGCUUGUGGCCAUGCCGUGGAGAGUUUAUUAGAGUUUGUUGACGGGUAGAGGCAUCGUUUUAUUUCUACCCAAUUUUGCCACAUGAAAUGGGAGCUUCUGGUAAGCUUGUGGAGGGGAACGAACUAACUCCUCCAAUUUUGGCAAUGCUUCCGGAGUCUUUCAUUUCAUGUUUCUUGCAUUAUCCUACACCUAUUAGACUUCAAAUUUUACUAAAACAAGUGACUCGGUA
Phoenix dactylifera (date palm) is the source of this 3831-nucleotide messenger RNA. RefSeq lists its product as uncharacterized. Gene Ontology annotation, molecular function: RNA binding; metal ion binding; protein binding. The record is from RefSeq and is a predicted model, not a curated record. NCBI's taxonomy places the organism in Eukaryota, Viridiplantae, Streptophyta, Magnoliopsida, Arecales, Arecaceae.